Ooceraea biroi (clonal raider ant) is the source of this 566-nucleotide messenger RNA. RefSeq lists its product as uncharacterized. The record is from RefSeq and is a predicted model, not a curated record. Lineage: Eukaryota; Metazoa; Arthropoda; Insecta; Hymenoptera; Formicidae.
GUAGCUUUAUAUAGCUAUAGAAAUGGCUUGUUGGAUCCGUGGAUGCACCACCAAAGGAGGGAAAAAAGAUACGUCCAGAAAAAAAAGCCUUUUCACAGCGCGCACGGAGCAAAUGUUCAAGAACUGGUGUGACAGCGAGAUUGCUGAAAGAGGCAUCAACGAAUUCAGCAAAAAAAGUCGCAUAUGUGAGUUGCAUUUUGAGAACAUGGACAUUCUUCGAGAAGAUAUUUUUCAUAUGGCAGAUGGUGCAACUAUUACGGUGCAACGUAAGGUACCGAAAUUGAAAGAAGAUGCUGUACCAUCUAUUUUUCCAUCCAGUACAUAUCGUUUGAAUCCUAUUUACGAGGAGAACCGGAAAGAACUGCAGAAUGAAGGAACGACCCAGUUAGAGAGUACAAUUAAUCAUUCCGUUUCCGUGCUACCUACAUGUGAAUCAGAUGUCAAUCCUAUUUACCACGAGGAAGACUGUUCAGCAAAUAAAGAUGCGCUUGAUAACCGUUACGAGUUGCAAACGUGGGCUGCAAUGAAGAGGAACCUGCACAAUCUUACUCUUACAUAAGAGUACU